UCUUGCCCCAUGAAAUAUUUGCGAGAUGGAGCCAACAGCUAAGGGACGGACUGAGAAGAGUUUCAGCUAUGUCAUCAGAGCCCCCAGCAGUGAGGGGUUCGACAUAAUGAACGUUGAUGUGAAGAUUGACACAUCCUGGAUAUUCCAGGACAUGGAAGAUAGUGCUGAGGAGCAGGCAGGUCUUCAGGAAGAAGCAGCUGGUCACCCAGACGUGGAUACGGGGGCCCUCAGGAGGCAGCUGCAGUCCUCCCAGCAGAAGCUGUCAGCAGUGGUGGACAAGUACGUGACAUCAGAGUCCGGGCUGAGAAGCAGAAUUCAGGAGCUGGAGCUGUCAGAGAGGAAACUCCUCCGGAAGGUGGACCAGCUGAGCACCCACAUGGCUCAGGAGAGGAGCGCCUGGCUGCAGGCCCAGGAGAAGCUGGCAGCGCUGCAAGGGGAGCUGGCCAGCCAGGAUGCUCUGGGCUGUGUUCAGGGUAACUCACUGCCCCUGCCCAGGGAGGAGGCCCUGGACCCCUGCAGAAGCCAAGGCUGGCGGAGCUCCCUGCGGUCCGGUGAUGCCCCUGGACAAAGGGCCUCAGAAGGCCAGUUCCCGGAGGGGCCCUGCACCUGGAGCUACAUCGGGUCUGGACGGGCCUCUUCUGUUUUGGCUCCAGGCCCGGAGACCACAGGCGAGCUCCCCGGAGACCUGGCGGGAUCCAACCGUGAACAGCUUACUCUGGCAGAGCCUAGCUUGGAUGAACAGAUUCUUCUCCUGGUCUGUAGCUGCCCCCCAGGGGAGUGCUUGGACAAGUCACUCCUCCCCAUGGACCUGGCCCGGAUUUCAGAAAAUCUAGCAGCUGACCCGGCCACAGAGGCCUUUCUCCUGGUGCAGACGUCCGCACUCCCUCUCUGGGGGCCGGCUGGGGACUCCGCUUCUUGGCGACCACUUCUGCUCCAGGAGCUUCCCUCAGAUGGACAACAAACCCAAGAAGAGUUGGCCACCAGGUCCCCACCUCCUCCCAAAGCCACAGGACCCCCCAGCUGGGAUUGUCACCAGGCAAGAGACUGCAGUGCCUCCCUCUCCCACGAGGCCCCCCACGUUUCAAAUCACCGAUUUCCAAAAAAACACCCCAAGGAUCUGACAGACACUUGGAACAAUGGAGGAGGAAGCCUGGGGAGGAGAACUGAAGAGGGGGAGGCAAGGGGGACUUUGGGCAGGAAGGGGAAAAACCUUGGUGACAAGCACCAGCCAAGUCAGAAAAGCCAUCAGAACCUGAGCUUGGAGAACGGGGCUGGAGCCACAGAGGGCGUGCAGGACCAGAAUGGGGCUUCAGAGACCAGGGCUGCCACCUGCCACCCUGGGACCUGGCAGGAGUUUUUGAUGUCUCUUCUACAGGGGGAGGCCUCAGUAUCAAAGGAGGGUCCCGAAUCCCUGAGAAGGAGGGAAAGGGUGGAAGGAUAUGUCUGGGGUCUCCGAGGAGGACUGUCAUCAGAGAAGGAGGAAGCGGCGCCCCUAGCCGCCUUCUCCAGGUCUCACGAGACCAAAGAGCUGUGGCCAACAGACAGUCAGCUCCUCGCAGGAAGAGGCAGAGCCAUUGGGAGGACAGCUAGGGACAAGGAGGAAAACCAAAUGUGGCUUGGAAAUGCUCUGCUUCUGCAAGGAGAAAGCCCGGAGGACGAAGGGCUAGAGGAGAAGGAUGAGGCAUCGCAUCAAGAAGCAUCCAGUCCAGGGUGCAGGGGUGCCCCUGAGGAGCCUGACUCCCAGGAACAUGAGAGCAAGGAAAUGCUUUUCUUCGCAGGAGAGACAGGUCUGCCUCUGUUUCCCAGAUUUGCCUUAUCAGCUGACGGGGGUGAACCCACUGGUCACAAUCCACAGGCUGUGAGCAAAGGACAUGACAGGUGUGCACUCACAAUCGAUGAGCUUGCACAGGAGGUGGAGGCUUGUUUCCAGCAGCUGUCCACCCUGCAGCCAGGCCGUGGGGGCUGGCGGCGCUCAGCCUCUGCAUGUGGGGGAGAGAGCUGGAGCUUUGCUCAGAAGUGGCACAGUGGCGGGGAGACAGCUCACUCUCAGCAGGUUUGGGGAAAUUGGGGUAUUUGUUCUGAUGAAGAAGCAAAGUCUAAAGAGAGUGAUGAAGGUGAUAAGCCGGGGAAGACCAUGGCCCUGGGCACCAGCGAAGUUCCUGGUAACCCAGGGACACUGCCUGAUUGGUAUGAAGCCAGCCCAAACCCUUCAGAGGGGCCCGCGGAGCCCUGGGGUGCCCUCGAAAGAGUGAGGAGCAAGUUUCGUCAGCUCAUUUCUGGGUUGAAGAAACAGCGAUGCCAGAUUUUACACGACACCACCAAACUUCACGGAGACCAAGAGCGGUGCCAUGAAAGAGUGUGCGCCCUUCAAAGAGAGAGAGAGCGAGAGGUGACAAAAAUAUCCAGGCUCGAGCGGGAUAACCACAGGCUGGUAGGGGAUGUCUCUCAGUUAAAGAAAGAACUGGACCAAUAUUUACAGGUCAUCUCCGACCUUGAAGACUGCAAUGGGAAGAGUUACAGCAAAAUUUUGGAGCUUGAAGAGGAAAAUGAAAAACUGAAAGGGAAUCUGGGCCAACUUCAGAAAUCCAUGUCUGAGAGUAUCAGGAAAUCCAAAGACACGAUGGAGCAAGUCACUCUGGAAAACUGGAAGCUCCAGGCGCUGAUCUCGGAGCUUGGCGUUAGUUACAAAGAGCUGAUAAAGGAUAUCGUGCUGGGAAUAGAAGACAUGAUCCGGGCCUUAAGCGGGGAGAACGAGCACCUUCUACGCAGGGUCCAUGUCCUGGAGAGGGAAGUCACCUUGCAGAGGAGCACGGAUCAGGGGCGUUUGGUGAGGGGAAGGGAGCACCUCCAGGGAAAAGCCAAGAUGCACACUGUAGACAAAGAGGUGCAGGUAACUCCUCUUGCAGGGCAGCUGCUUUCAAGGGCCUGUGGGCCACUCUUGGCGGAGGAAGUGGGUCUGGCUGCAGGGCAGACAGGACCUUCCACAGGCGCUGGAAAUUCUAGAUGCGGUACUGAUUCUCCCCCUCCAUCACUGGUCUGGAGAAACGCUGAUGUAGCCAACAACCUGCAAGGAAAUGUCGGUGGAGCAGGAGUGAAAGAAGCACAUAUGGAGAAAGAGGAGAAGAGGCCCAGGUGUUCUGUGGCUCAGGGGCAAGCUCUGAGGUCCCUGAGCAAUGGCCCCGCGCCCCAGGACUCAGAGGCGGAGGUUACUGAGGAAGAUCCCGGGCUGCGCGCCCAGCAGCUCCAUCACCGGGUGCUGACCCUGCAGUGCCAGCUCCGGGACCAGGGCGCUGCCCACCAGGCAUCUCGGGACGAGGCCGCCCGCCUCCAGGAGGAGCUCCAGACCAAGCUUGAAGAACUUCAGAAAGAGCAACAUGAAGCAAAGUUGGCGGUGACUCCCCUGAAGGCCAAGAUAGCUUCCCUGGUCCAGAAGUGCCGGGAGAGGAACCGCCUGAUCACCCACCUGCUGCAGGAGCUGCACAGACAUGGGCUGGAGAACCUCCCGCUCUCUGAGCUGGCACAGAACAUGCUCAACGACGUGGCACUGGCUGAGUACGCGGCCACCUUCCUGGCUCCGGGAGUCCCAGAGACAAGCCACCACCUGGACAUCAAGUCUGAGAUGACGGCAGCUCUAAGAGCUCAGACAUACCUCUUGAAUCCUGAAAUGGACAGUGUCCUCCAAAGCUCAUCGUCUUCAGAGUCCUGGCCUGUUCCCGAGCCAGAGUGGCCAGCACAGACAGCCCAGCUGGAUUCUCUGAAGCUCCCUCUGUCCUUGGUGUCCACGCUUGAUCCUGGAACGUGCCUGGCAGCGGUCACCGUGGAACCAGGACUCUCCGCACAACGUCUGCAAGAAGAAGGCGGAAUGCCCUGUCCUGCCCUCCAAGCCGAUGACGCCCCAGCACCCUCCGAGCUCCUGAGCCCAGCGAGGAUCCUGGCUUUUCACCAAGAGCUUAGACAAAGCAUUUGCAGCAAUUCCCAGGUCCAUAAAUCACCGCUGGAGUUAUAAAUGUAAUAGGGCCACUCAUUCUCCGGAGCCAUUUCAUAGACUCCAUAAAUAUUUGAAGCAGAACCUUCAGAGAGUGCUUUAAGAAAUUGGCAGCAAUCAAAGUCCUCAUUUAGUGGCAAGUGGUUUUGCCUUCGGCUUAGGGAUUUUUUGUUCAAUGUCAGAGCCUGAGAGAAAUGCUGGCCUGUGCCUGGCAAAUUCUGAGGAGUUUGGCUUCGGCAAUGUCGAGGCAGCAGAGGAAAUAUUUACUGUACCAAAGCCUAUUGAAUGAUUGGCCCAGAGGUUCUCAACUGGGUGCUGUUUUAGCCCCCAGGGAAAAUCUGGCCAUGUCUGGAGACAUUUUGGGUUGUCACAGCUGGGACGCUGCUACUGGCAUCUGGUGGGUAGAGGCCAGGGAUGCUAUGAAACAUCCUACAAUACCCAGGCCAGCCUCCUGCGGCAAAGAAUUACAGCCCGAGGUUCGCCAAUGCUGAGGCCAAGAGCCCAGGACGGAUCUCGCAGCUCUGAACAUGAUCAGCCAUGAAGAAUUGUUUUGUGAUUUUUCUGCCCCUGGGGUCCUUCCCUUGUUUUAAAGGAUUUUUUUUUUGUCUACUAAGUGAAAUCCCUAACUUAAAUCAUUACAUAUUUUACAUUUAAAAACAUUAAAACCAACCAGAACUUUCUAAUCAGUCCAUUCACUCCAAAAAUGUCUGUCGAUAUCCACUGGAUGCCAGGCCAUGUGGUAUGUAGGAGAAGAGAUGAGUCAAUGUUGAUCCCAGCUCCAGGACCUCACAGGACAAUGGGAGAGAUACUCCUGUGAGUAAAUCAGCACGCACACAAGUGUCACCUGUGCCCUGAGCGACAGGAUGAAGGCAAGGGUCACUUCUACUUGGCUUGGGAGAAUUGGAAGUCAGCCACAAAGGAAUGGCUGAGCAGCGUCCUGUGGGUGAGGUGGGAAGGGUGCUGCCAUAUGAGGGAACGCAUGUGCAAAGGCCCUGAGGCAUAAAACUGAACUGCAGAUGUUCCCCUGGAGGGGAAGUGGGUAAAGCAUGCGCUUGUCAAGCCAGCUACAAGCAGUCACUGCCUCGUUUCCAUCCAACACCCCUUCCUUCCCCCGAGAACAAAGACUCAUGCCCCGAAUCAGGUGGGUGACCCAGGAGAAGAGCACUUCCAUCCUGAGAGCAGCCCCCCAAAGAGAGAGUCCAGGGGGCUUGGACGACACACACCAGACCCUGACCCAGGCUCACCCACCAGAGAUGCCACCUCUCUCUUUGGGAACGGGCCGAGGAGGGGCUUAAGGAAAAGCCCAAGGCCACUACCUCUCCAAUUCUGUCCCCUCCUGGAAGUGGCUGUCCCUUCCGGGAAGGACAAACAAGGACGAGGACGAGGAACUGAGGGCUCCCCAGGAAGUGUCAACGUGCGUAGAUUUAUUUUAACGUAGGUUAGCUUUUUGUUUGGAAAUGAAAAUUACACAAAGUUCCCACAGACUCCUCCCCGGGCUUCCCUUGAUGUUAGCAUCUCAUGUGACUUAUGUUGUACAGUUAUAGAAACUAGUGGGUUUUAUUUUGAGGAAAAUUGGGGAGCCAUUGAGACGUAAGAAAGGCAGCCUCAGCACAUUGAGUUCCACCCUUUAAAUUCGUUUAUGGGGUUUUCUGAUGGGUUAGCACAUUCAUCCAUGUAUUCCCGGAUUGAUUUACCCACAGAUCUGUCUAUUUAUUUAUUCAAUAUGCAUUUAGUGACUGCUGUGCGAGUGUCUGGCUAGAUGCUGCUGGGGAAGAAGUAAAGAUGAUGCUGUUCACCUAGGUUUUCAGGGGCCCCCCUGGAGACCCUGUGGCCCCGUUACCACCCCUCAAGGAAUCCCCAGAUUGAAAACCACUGCGGUGAUCCCUUUGUCGGUUCGACCACCCCAGGGCUUCCCUAUAAUUUCCAAGCAGGAAGUGACCUGCAGCACUGGUUUGGUGAUCCGCCUUCUACCUCGCUCUGUAUUUUGGGACAACGUCAUUAGCUUUAAGCAUCAGGAACAUGACGGAGAGAGAACAGAAACCCGGUACAGUUGAGGACAGCCAGCUGAGCCCUUGCUGAGCCAGCGAGAUGCAGUGUGGUGCCGUCUCCAGGACUCCCAGGAGCUCAGAGGUCCGGCGUCUUGUCACUUCAUGCUCCCCACUGCUGCGCUCACGUGCUGGGCCUGGGCAGAAAGGCAACCCAGGAAAUCCAUUAAAGCAAGCCAAGAUGACCUUUGCAGCUUAACCCAACGAUCUUCUAAUAAAUCAUGUUUCCAAGGCA
Molecule: messenger RNA, 6265 nt
Organism: Cercocebus atys (sooty mangabey)
Lineage: Eukaryota; Metazoa; Chordata; Mammalia; Primates; Cercopithecidae
Exons: 11
Coding region: 26-4006 (1326 amino acids)
Source: RefSeq, a predicted model, not a curated record